Porites evermanni is the source of this 12835-nucleotide messenger RNA. Lineage: Eukaryota; Metazoa; Cnidaria; Anthozoa; Scleractinia; Poritidae. The record is from the annotation of a GenBank genome assembly.
AAUGUUGCCUCUGACCACAUGAAUCAGGCAUCACGGAAUCAGGAAUACCGAUUCGUAGCUUGAAUCUCUUUCACUUAAUACUAUUCAGUAACCAGUUGCAGAAAUUCUAGAGGCCUGGCUGGUGCCUAGCUUGAACACUUUUCAACGAGGUUUUCUCUGUCUCUGAGACUGAUAAUUAAGGCUUUGACCUCUGCCAAGGAUUAAACUUAAGCUGGUUUACGUGAUACAGGUAGGUUUACUUUUGUCACCCGUUGGCUGGCGGAAUACUUAUUAUAAGGACAUUCUGUUCAGUGGCUGAAGAAAUUUUGACGAGUCGUUAAAAAAGUGACCGCUGAUCUCUGAAUACUGAAUCUCAAAAGAAUCAAUCAUUCCUAUUUCGAAACACUGAACAAUUAUUAUUAACGUACAGUUGGGUGAUCUAAUGAGCCUAUCCGGACUACAUUUGUACUCGCUUAGAUAAUCUUAAAGCCGUACUAUAGGGAGAGAGAGAGCGAGGCUCGGAAAUUAAUCACGGAUUCGGAGCAUCGCAAAGCGGGAUUAAGAUGAUAAAAAUCAGUAGAUUCACCUCAUAUGUAAAUUCACUGGAACAACAUACAUCCGUGGUGGUGAAACAGUUGGGAACUUAAGCAGAGACGUUUUUGUGCGACGCACGUCAACCGGAAGAGGACUCUUCGCAUUCGUGGCAGUUUUUACGCCCAAAUUCAGUUCAGGUGAAUUAUCUCUAUGCGAGUAAAGAGGCUUGAAUAGAUACAUUUAGUAGCGUCAAGGCAUCAUUGAAAGGAAAAAUGCAUCACUUCCGGUUGAGUUCGUCGCUCCAAAACGUCUUUGUUUAUGUUCCCUAAUGUACCCCAACAGAAAACAGUUUGAUAACGGUUAGUUCGAGAUCAUAAGUAACCAAAAGAGAAAUUACCGGUAAGACCGCAAAAUCAUUUCGCAUCAGGUCAUUGAUAGCCCGGAAUUGAUACAAAUGUUUCUCUGACAUUGUUAAUCAGCAGGUCUUAAGAGCCUUCGUGCAUGUAUAUAUGUAUACAUUCCCCAUGGUUUAUGAUUUCUAGUUCACACGUCACUAGCUAUAGGUUAAGUACAUUUUUUUGAAUGACUGCAAUAUAAGGUAAGUCUGAGUGGACUGUCGGCCGCAAUAGUUUUGUAAAAACCUCUUUCUUUGAACAGUCUGGAACAGGGCUAGGCUACACCUAGCAACAGACUCAGCAAACAGUAAACAUAAAUGACUUUAGAACAAAAUACAAGAGCUUCUCAUAACAGAAAUUUAUCAGAUAAUAGAUACUACUUAUAAAUAAGGACGCGUGAAAUGCGUUUCUUCUCGGUUGUUGCGAGGGCUGCAAUCGCGUGAGACAUUCUAAGGGUCUAGGACAGUAGGAAAGUUGGAAAUCUCUUCGAAGAUCGCCUGCCCAGUAUAAUGAAGUGACACAUUAUGAGUGAUCAGUACGGCUCGAGAAGAAUAUAUUCUCGGCUCUAGACUUCGCACCAGCUCACCACAAAAUUCAAAAUGGCCACGAAAGAAAGACAUCCGCAAUCUUUAUUUAUUUAUUAUAAUCAAAGCCCAUUGCGAUACAACCAAAAAAUUGUUAACGUUAUUGCAGAUUCAACUGCACGUAAAAAAAAAAAUGGAAAUUCGGUCAGUUAAGUGUGAAUCUAGGCUCUGAGAGUCUCCAGGGCUUAGGUGUCUCGAUGCACCCGCAGUACUCUCCAGGCUGAUCGAGGUGGGUUGAGUAAAGAUGAUUAAUUAGAUGAUUAAAAUUUAAAUGUUGCUGGGAAAAAGUAGAAAUAAAACUACAAUAAUGUUAGACAAUAGACGUUAAGCCCAUUGACCAUCUAGGGUCAGCUUAACGUUAAAAAAACAAUCGUUGCUUAAGAAUGUAUUACUAAAUGAUAACCGAGACUACAUCGUGAUCUAACCUAUGACUAACAGUAAUCUUUUAUAUGUAAAAAGGAAUUCGAUAAAACGUUUUGGCCGUAAUAUUAAUGUUAGGUAACUGUAUUCUUUUGUAUUAUGUUUUGUAGGUAAAGAAUUAAGAAAUUGAAGAAACGGACGUAACUAUGCAGAAAGGACAAAAGAAAAUCAUCCAAAAGAAUUUCGAGGUACUCUUGGAAGAUUUAGACCCAAAUCCGCUGAUGAAUUUUUUAUACCAAGAAGACAUCAUCACCAGAGAUGACAUCGAUGAAAUGGAUUCGAUAAAACCACGUAAGGAAAAGAGUAAGGCUUUACUAUUCACGCUGCAGAGAAGGGGCCCGAAUGCUUUCCUAGCGCUUGUCGAGGGACUAAUAAUAAAAAAGAAACAAUGGUUGGCUACCUUGUUAUUGAAAGAAGGUAAGUGUAAUUAAGUAAUUAAGGUAAAGAUCUCUUCUAGAGGCGUUUGUUACUCUGAAAAUACAAACCAAAAUAAUAGAUGUUCAUUUCCUGAGGAACGGAACGAGUUGCGGCUCAACAGAUUAGGGAGCCUAACAUGCACCCCGAAAGCAAGGAGUUAGCGCGCACAUAGACGACGUGGAUUUAACACUUCAAUUCACCUUUUUCUCUUUUAUUAAACUUCUUAAGCAGAUUUAAGAAUACAAGAAAAAAAGCAACACAAAAAAGGCUAACAAAUAAAUUAGCAAAGAAAAAAAUUAUUCGAAAGUAUAAACCACUCCAGCGCAAAGCAAAGUAACGACUUCUAUUUCAGAGACAACUUUGGCUUACACUGGACUGUCCAGCAGCUGUACAAGGUUUUUGCUGCUAGUAGUCAGUUCAAUUUCUCUACAUGUAUCUUCACUUGAGACCCAUUUUUGAAUUUGGCUUCAAAUUGGCCUCUUUAAAAAUACUUUGCUUUGAAAGAGCUUGUGCUAGCCGGGUUUCUGCACUAUACCCAGUGUGAGACGUAAAAGCGAUCUAUGACAAAGUAGACUUGCUAAUCUGUCUGCCAGUUAGCAUAUGAAUAAUAAAUAAACAUCAUGAUCAUGUUGUACAUGUUGCAGUUAAUUUUUUACUUCAGUUAAUUUUUAUUUUUCCAUUGUUUUUUCGGUAUGGUAAUGUAUCCUAACGAAUUUCAAACAUAGGAAAAAUUAAAAUUAACCGAAAUAAAAAAUUAACUGCAACAUACACGAAUGCAAUUAAUUCCAGUCCCUGUCCCAAGUAACAUGCUAUAACGGAAAGAGCCUUUUUGUCAGAAAUCACCCUUAAAAAGAAAAAAGAAUCAAAGAGGAAAUAGAGAGAUUGAGGGGAAAGAAUGGAGGCAAGGGAUAAAAAAACAUAUUCGCCACUCUUGAUUUUUAUAUUGGCUAAUUUGAAAAUAAAUUCUGAACAAAACGCGGGGGACGACUGCUUGACGGAAGAAGUCUAUGGCAGUAACGGUCUCAAAAUCCAGCUAGACGAUUCUGCAAAACGAUUGUUGGCUGGAGGCCCAGCAAUGACACGACCAUUUGCUAGUCUAGAAUCCCGGGCAGACUUUAAAAGACGACUGGCUGAAUUCUUUGGAAUUUUCUAGCAGGGUGUUCGAAAACAUACCAAAAAUCACAGUUAGAAAGAAAAAGGGGAAAAAUAGGACUGAAAGGCAAAUACAAAGAAAAGGAGGUGAAGAAAAUUUAACAAGAGAAAGAAGAAAGAAACUGGAUUUUUCACCAUUAUAAUUAAGACAUUGAAAUUAAAUUUGAAUAGCGACAACUACCAAUGAGAGUCUUACGUUAUCUAACAGUUUUGUAUCUAUUUUUUUGGGAAUUUUUUUUUCUGUAGAAAGACAGCGACUUUCUGGAGAAGGAGUGGAAGAAACAAUGACCUCUGAGGGCGAAGAAGCGGAAAGCGAAAAGGAGGACGAGUCUGGAAAAACGACGAUGGAGUUAAAAAGCCAACUGGAGGAUGUGAACAAUCGAUUACAGCUUGCUGAAAGGAAAAGAAAUCAAUAUGCUAACAAGUGCCAUGAUUUAGAAAAACAGAUAGAGAGUUCUGAAGAGAUGAGGAAAGAUCUUUUAAAAAAAUGUAAUGACUUAGAACAGCAGUUAAUUUUGAAAGAAAGUGAACGGUCACGGAAAUGGGAAGAAGAUUUGGAAAAAAUGAAUGAACAAAAAAACUUGAAGAGUCCAAACCCGAGCCAUGGGAAGAGAACUUCUCCAUCAGGAUCUGGGGAAGGCUGCUUUGAAGGUACGAAACACAAAUUAAUAAAUCUAUUUUAAAUUUUUGUGUAAGUCAACUCUGGCGGAGCCCGGAGACAAGUCUCUGAUGCCGCUGAUCCGCCCUCCAGCAAUUAACCUGUCAUUGAAAUUUCAACACUUCAACGUGAUCAGCGAAUUAUUUUGCCUUUGCAACAAACAAUAUUUGAAUUGGCACAGAUUAAGGCUGCAAAGAGAUCUACAGUAACUUCACGUAACUUCUAUCGCAAAAUGGAGUAACACCACUUCAGAGGAGAAUGCGCUGCGUGCGACCGGUGAAGAACAGCCGAAUAGAUUCUCAAGGAGAUCCCUCAAGUUCGCAUCGUAAUGCCCGUUGACAUAGCUGCUAAUAAUGAACCAGAUCAGACGAAAUUUUGCUGUGUAGAGUUUAUAUUCCCCCGAGGAAAAAUGUGUAAGUUUAGCACCUUAUGCUGCUUAUGCGACAGACUGAGUGCAAGUGUCUUCCUAGUGUUGAGUUUGUUGUCCUUUUCAUAGGUAUGUCUGCUCAAAAUCGUGUAAAAGUCAGUAAUAAUCAUUUUCCUUGACCGCUGAUAUCUCCGCACUAGACCGCGAGCAGAGUUUUCUCUCUGGCAUGCACGACUUUUAGCGUUUACGAAGUCGUUCGAUUCGCUUGUCAGUUGCGUAGUUGGUUUGUUAACGCCGCGACUGACAAGGGACGCGCCCGAACGACUUUAUAAACGCUAAAUGCCAUGAAAGAGAGAAACCACCGCUCACAGUGUAUCUCCGUACAGUUGUGUGGUUUCAGUGCGUUUCGGAACUCAAGGUUAGCUGUAUGCAACAUACAUUUUUGAAAUAAAUCCACUGAUUUUUGGGUUCUAUGACGCCCUUGGUAGGAACAUGAUAAUAUGAUGCUGUGCCUUCUGAAAGUCGGUUUUUAACUCAAUCGGUUCAGUUUGAAAAUGUGACCGUCGUUUAUCACAGUUGGAAGAGUAUAAGUAAAGCUCGAUAUUUGAAAGCUUCGUUUUCUUUUGGCAACAGACCAAAGGCAUAUUUUUGCUCUUCCUAGCUGACAUCACUCACUGUUGGAAAUGACACAAAGGCCAUAUAUCCUUCUGAACAUGCCUGGAACAUUGGUGUUAUAUUUGACAGUACUUUAAAAUGACGUUAUCCCAACAUGUUGAUGCCAUAGUUACAUCUGCUUUUUACAACCUACAUAACAUUGCUAAAAUUAAGCAAUACUUAUCUUUUGAUACAGCGAAAACUUAUUUAGUUGUUGCGUUAGUUCCAUAUCGAAAAUAGACUAUUGUAACUCAUUGUUUUUUUUUCGGUAUGGUGCACCUAAGCAUUUGCAUUGGUUGCCGAGGUUGCAGAACGUUCAGAAUGUUGCUGCACGUAUUAUUGUUAGACUGGGAAAAAAUGCUCACAUUACUCUUGUUUUGAAAGAGCUUCACUGGCUGCUAGUAGACUUGAGAAUAGUUUAUAAUAUAAAUUUGCUUACUUUUAAAUAUAUUAAUGAAUAGCCCCUAAGUAUUUACAAGACUAUGGACGUCGGCAAGCCUUAUAGAUUGCGCUUCUUAACUGAUGGGAUAAGACUGAACCUGCCUCUGUAUGGAUCCGGACUGAGGUCCUUUUCUGUUUGUGGUCCAUAGCUAUGGAACGAACUUCCAUCUGCGCGCUAUAGAUAAAGCUAAGAACACAUCUAAUAAUUUUAAGUAGUUUUUGUUAGUCAGUUUUCAUUUAAUGAUUUAACAUUCAUAGGUUGAGAAGGGUAAAGCGCUUAGAACAAUUUGUACAUAAGCCCAUGUUAGUUCUUAUUAUUACUAUUAUUAUUAUUGUUUGAGGGACAAGCUUACGAGUUCAAAAACAGCAACCCUGAAUAUCUGUGAGGGUUUUGAUCUUUCCCUUUAAACAAACACUUUGCCUGAUAUUUUACUGAUUUUUAUAGAAACAAGUCGUAGUAUCAAUCAGAGAGAAGAGACUCGAAGACACCCCGAUGAAGUAAAUGAAAUAGGGCGCAACUCUCACAUCCAACACAACCAACCUUAGGCUAUGUCAGUGGCGGAUCCAGGGGAGGGGCCUGGGGGGGUCUGGCCCCCCUUAUUUUUAGACCAAACUGAGGCCUGAAGGGCGGAAAAAAAUUUUUUGGAUACUCCCUCCCCCCCCCCUUUUCUCUGGGUCUGGAUGACCAGCCUCCCCCCUCCCCUAUCUGAAGGUCUGGAUCCGCUACUGUAUGAUCAAACUGAUACCGGAUAGCUUUUCAUGCUGACAUGAACGACGAUGUGAACAGCUACGGUACAGAACUACAACGAGUGUGACAGAAACCUAUUCGAUAUGCAACUGGCAACGCGGCGCAGUUUCGCUCCGUUACAAAAAACGCAGCGAAAUCACCGCUAUUAUAUGUGAGCACUGCAGCCCUAUAUCCGGUAUAAUGGGAUUUUCGUCUCGCUCGACGCAAUAGCUAUCCAGUAUAGUAUAAAAAAGUAGCUUAACUAAUGACAUGCGCAUGUGAUUAUUUUUGCGGUAGAAACAAAACAGCUUUUGAACGAGAUGCGUGACAUAAAUUUCAACGGUCCAAGCACUAGUCAUGAAAGAAGCAGUUCUGCAUCAGACUUUGGGGAGAGUGACUUUCAAGGUAACCAGCACAAAUGAUUUUCUUUCAUGUUUUGCUUCCCACGUAUAUAAGUUAGAUCCCUUUCGUAGAUACUUCCUUCCUUUAGUUUGUCUACUGCCCGACAAACACCCUAACAGGAGCUCUUACGAACAUCAGUAAUUAAUAUUAAUAGUGGUUAAUUUUCUUCAAAGAAGUUUAAUUUUGUAACCCGACAGGCGUAAGUUGGGGUGUCAGUAUAAACGCCGGCUCGGGGGCCGGGGUCAAUCUUUUUUAAAAGAAUGCUGAUUUAGGGUGAGGGUUAUGGUUGACUUGUUACCCGAACCCUAAUCCUAAAACAGCAUUCUUCAAAAAAAAAGAUAGACCCCGGCCCGGGCCCCGAGUCUGCGGACACCCCAUAAGCUGGUGGAAAUAGGGCAUUUCCGACUUCCAAAAUAUUUUAACUUUCAAAACUAGGCUAAAUAUAAAACCUUUAUUGAGGAAAUGAGAUUUAUUCGCAUGAGAAAAAAUCCUUUUCAUAUCAAUGGUUUCACACUCGGCCUCUCUUUAAAACAGAGGCUUAAAACAACUCCAAAAUGGUCUAUUGGGCGGUUCCUAUGAUAGGUCGUUCUUGACAUAAAUAAGCAAGGGAUGAUGAAGUUAUGGCCAAAUUUAAAAUAAACGAUUUCCUUGCAGGUAAAAAUACGAGUCGAAAUGAUAUUAGUAUGGGUGCCAAACACCAGGAUAUUUUGCGUCGUACCUGGCCCACACUAAGAAAGGAUCUUGAACCUAUAAAGCUAUUACCAGAUUUGGUAGAUGUGUUGGACCCCACAGACGAGGAAGAAAUUAAAGCGAGUUCGAGAAAAACGCGAGAAGAUGCGGCUGAUAAGCUCCUGGAGAUUCUACCCAGGAAAGGAGAGAGGGCUUUUGACGUGUUUGAGAGAGCAUUAAAAAAAGUGCUGCCUCAUUUAGCUUAUCAUUUAGGUGAGCGAUAAAAUGUAUACCUAACCGAUUUUUUGAAACCCAUGCUAACGAAAUUUGCAGUCAUUUUAGUGAAAAGGCUUCAAAAAGCAGGUUUCUUAAGCCCAAGAAGCUCCAAUAUCACAGUAACGAAGGAAAAGGAAAAGAGAAAGAGAAAGGGCGAGGAGAAGGAAAGGAAGAGAAGGAAAAAAAGCAAUUGUUGCACUCUUAGUUUUUAUAAUAGCUGCUUUGAGAUAGUUCAUAGUUUUGGCCGAAAAAACUGUUGGACGCAAAAGGUCCGUUUUGGCGGUAACGGUUUUUUAAAUGUAUAAAAUUUACAUCGCGCCAACAUUUACAUAAAAAGAAUGAACGGAUACACGUUACAAGUCAGAUAAAAUGGUUAAAAACAGAUUAUACAGCUAUUUAAAAAAACGUUGUCGGAAGAAAAGCAAAAAGUCUUCAAGCCAAGACCACAAGGUGAUGUGGGUUGUUUCAAAUUCGUUUUUUGCUGGCAAAAAAUCACUCCACCAAACCGGUCGUUGAUUUUUAUUCGUCAUUCAUAGCGGGGCUCCCGCGCGCGCGAAGCGCGCGUGGGACAGAGCCCCAUACUCAUGGAAUAUGGUCAACCUCUUUUCGCUUGGUUGUCACGUGACUGACCGAACGUACGUACGUACGUACGCGUCUACAGAUUGUACGGGUAGGGUAGGGGAGACUAUCAAAAGGAAGGGAGGGGUGUCUCAGGCGUGUGUUGGCAAGUCCUCAUCUUUUUUAUAUGACAUUCACAAUAUAGUCAAUUGACAGCUGUCAAAACAGGAUAGCCCCUGACCAGUAUCCCAUGACCAUAACGCGGGCUCAUUUGUCAACUCAUCGAGGUGACGUAAUUUAUUUGGAAGCUGUCCGCUGACCAGUUAAUCGUUUUACUAGAUCGCAAACAAUAUUCAAUCUCAUACUUUUUAGCAUGGAUAUUAUUAUUAAUAUUUAGCUAGUUUGGGAUCGGAGCACAGGAAAUGUGAUCAAUUGACAGCUGUCAAAACAAGGUAUCCGCUGACCAGUAUCACUUGAGCGAAUCGCGGGCUCAGGUGUCGACCCAUCGAGGUCGAGUAUUUUUUUGAAGUUAUCCGCUGACAAGGUACUUGUUUUCAAAUGAUUGCAGGCUCAAGUUUAAUUUUUUUUUUAAAUUCAUAUGAAAUAUGUUGUGUUUAUGUGCCGCACAAUUAAAAUUUUGAUUUCAAACUGACCUCGGACGCGAAAAUUCAGCCAGCUGCUACAGGCAGGGAAGACAGUUGCUUUUGACUUUUCUCGCCAUGUUCACGCGUUGGUCACGCUCUACGUCCAAUUUUUAUGCUCUGAUUGGUCAAAAUUUGACAGGUGAGUUCAUGCGCAAAAUUUAUGCAGCAUCUUGAAUCUUGUUUACUUUGACAGCUGAAGCUGACAGAGUUUUGUGUCAACUUGUGAUGUUUUUAACUUUCUUUUUCCACUGGAUGUACAAAAUGAAAUUCAGAUUCUAUCAGGAGUCUUCUGUUAUUCAUGGCUAGUUUGUUUAUUGGGUUUUUGGUUGAGUCAAAGUCGGAAAUCCGAUUUCGGAUGGCAUCGUUUUCGUUUUCACCUUGCUUAAUGCGUAAGAGGGUUGCAAAGUCUGAAGCGAUACUGGCCUUCCUUGAUACCUUUCAGGAGCUGCAUCUCGAGUGGUAAGCCUAAGUAAUUAUUGUAUUUGAUGUUUGUUUUUUAUUCCUAAUUUAAUGAAGUCGAGCGUAGUUUAUGCGGCUAUUUUGUUUACGCACGUUUGUAAGAUUUGAGACAAUGAUCUGACCGCGUAUCAGGUUUGUUAUAAGCUUACAGAUCUUUAAAAAGCCUUUAGACAUUUUCUCACCGCAAAUAGAAAGAAAACGUUUCAAGGAAUAUUUAGUUAUAAUUCUGACUGUAAAAGAAAGGUUUGAGCGAUUUCCUUGCCUCGAGUUCGUCUUUGAAAAAAGCAAACACCGGGAAGCCGGCUUAAAACACAAAAUUCAGCUUUAAGCUCGAAGACUCAGGAUUUUUAGAGACACUUUAAUACUUGUCUUCCUGAAUGAAAAUUGUCGUCUCUGUAUAUGUUUCUCCGAAUUAUAUUUCUUUUAUUAAUUGUUAGUACUGUCUCUUGUAAUUUUAAUCGCUGUGUCGAUUGUUUUCAGUCGUUCAGUGAACAACGCUUCCCGGAGUACUCAAAAUGCCGCGCGUUAAACCGUUUUAAAAUAAAAAAUAAACAUAAUAAAUUCUUUAUUAUGUUGGAGCGUAACUCUGUUAAUGUUCAUUCAAACACUCGCCACUGCUAGCACUGCAAAAGUCAGAACCGGCUGGCCGUAUAGAUGAUUUUGAAAAUUUUUUUUAACGGUUUAGCUAAAGCCCACGCGUGCUGCGAUCGUCCUGAAUAUUGAAUGAUAGCAAUUUGUAUCGCAAUAUUGUGAAAUACUGCAUUCUGUUGUGCGAGGUCUGUAUGAUAAAAACAGUGCCUCAUAGUACUGUUUCACCUCAGAUGUGAUGUAUAAAUGAUAUAAAAGGUUGGUUUACAGUCGCACCCAGAUUUGUUGGCAAGAUUUUGUAAAGUAAACUUGUCGAACGCAAAAAAUUCGGCCAGAAUUUUUUUUCCAGGCCUAAUUAAUCUAAGGCGAUCAUGAGCCAUUAUGGCUCUUAAUAAAUGUGAUCGAAGAUGAUUGCCAGUUUUUGGGUGUACUUAUGAGGCUAUCAACUCGAUGUGAGAUUUGGUUCACUCUUGGGCUGCUUGCAAAUUAUUUUUUGUAAAAUCACUUAGCCUUUCCAUGAAAAGUCACACGAAUGUGCUCUAAAGUUAACUGAAUUGUGGAAUACAAGUUUAUUGUUUGAUUUAAAUUAUAAAUUUAUUAAUGGGAGCCUCGCUUUUAGCCCUGGCUAAAUCUAUAUAUUACUGAACCAUAGUUAUCAUUUUAGCGGAGCUUUCGCGCGCGAAGCGCGCCAGCGGAGCACCAUGGGUAAGAAAAUGAAGUAAUCUACCCAUCCGAGAAAAUUUGGUAAUCACGUGACCGUACACCGACCGACCGCCUGCCCGAGCGACCGUCCGUCCGCACCACAGGUAUACCAAUGUAAAAUAACUCAAUCAACAGGUAUGGCAACCCAAAUGCAACUCGAGGUUUUUUUGGCGGGAAAUCGCAUAGCCACUGGCGUCUUGUAAAGCAGAGGUUAAGAGUCAAUAAAGACGAAAACGGAAAGCGGAAAUUGUUUCUGUAUCCGUGUUGUCUAAAGAAUGUAGCUCAGAUUAAUUGUCAUGUCCCCAAAUUUGAAAUGUAGAACAGGAGAAAGACAGAGAAUAAGAGAAAGUAGCUGGCAGGCCAGCGAAGCUCAACAAGAAAUUAAAGGGCGACAGAGAUCUAGAGCGAGAUAUAAAAAACAAAGGAGACAUUUUUUUGUUGGAAGAACAACAAUUUGUAGCGGCGGUGAAUGCAAGGUGAAAAUGAGCGGCAGUGAAAAAAAGUGAACAAGAACACGUAUACGAAAUUUCGCCCAUAAAACUUGUAACUAAGAAGUUUCUGGAAGUUUCACGGUGUAGUCGUGCAAAACAACGGCAAAGAAAUGUACAAAAAAAGUGUGCUGCACGUGCAAAGUUGGCUAUGGCUAUUAGACCUAUUGUUGUUUUUCACCGUUCUGCGGCGUUGCCUUCGCCGCUUAGCAUUACACGAUUUUAUAUGUUGUUUGAAGAAACUAUAAAUACUAUAGAGAGCUUCGCUUUUAGCCCUGGCUAAAUUUAAAAAGGUAAAAUUACGUUUCAGUCGAAGUGCACUCUUGCUUAUUCCCAUCUUUGAAAGCAAUUUUGUUCAAUCUUUGUCAAUUUGCAUAACGUAGUAACGAAGUGGGCGAAAAAAAAACAAACAUUAUAAACAAACUUUUUUCCGAAUAAUGGUUCCUACUCAAGAAUUAAUUAAAGCUCGCCAAAGUCUACUACAGGUAAUAUUUAAUUUGCACCAUACCAGCAUGUGAGAAUGUAUCGACAGCCACAUCGCCUUUAUUCCACCUCGUUCAAUAUAGGAUGGCGAUUUCUCUGGAAAUAAAUUCUAAAGGACUAGUUUUAAGCUAAAAAAAAAGAAAAAAAAUAAUGGUCUGCUGUUCACUUCCCCUAUAAAACAUGAGACAUUUCAAGCCGUAGUCGGGCAACAACGGCCACGUGCAAAUUAAGUUGUUGUUUUGCUAAUUUAAACCUAUUGUUGUAAACGGUCUCUUUUGUCGCCAUAGUAUUUGCUUAAGCUUGCUACUGUGUGAAUGCCCUACAACCACCUCUGUUUUAGGAGUUGUCCAACGUUUAGAAAUACUCUCACCAGGGUCUGGCAGAGUUUGUGGGUAUACCGUAUAUUGGGGUAUUUAAUUUCAGGUAUACAGUACUUUUAUUCUUAAAAUUGGAUAUAAAGUAUUCCCUCACGACCAAUUUUGGGUAUAAAGUAUACCAUGUUUUUCUUAAUUUUGGUAUUUUACAUAAGUUUUAGUAUAAUUUUUGGUAUAUUGAACGGUUUAUUUCAGGUAUUUUGGUAUUCCAAAUUAUAUUCCUCCUUGGAGGUACUGGAAAUGAUAAAAGAAUCAAGGCUGCUUAAGUCAAUUCAUGCUGUAACCGCGGGCAGGGAAAACGUAUAAAUGUGAACAAACUAGGGGGUACUGGGGCAUGAAAAGGCUUGAAAUGCUUCUAAAACAUUUUAUUGCCACUAGAAGUUGUGAAACUGAUAAAAAGGGUGGUGCCACGUGAAAAAGUCUAAAAUAAGAACCGUUUUAUGGACAAAAAUUAUUAUUAGAAAAAAAGUAAAACAGCCACAUUUUAAACUCUUUGAUCUAUUUGAGCAAUUAAUGCAGUAAAUUUUCUUCAACAUCUUGCUGGCGAAACGUAGAAAAGUUCCCCAUCCUACUUACUUAUUGAAAGAGACUCAUUUUUUGGGUUAAACAGUCAGGCUAUGCUUUUAUCCCAUCCAUCCUUACGUACGUGACCUUACUGCCAUUGUCAUACGUUUUGAUUCAGAAGAAUUUAUAUUAAUGUUUGUGUUUUCUGUUUUAUAAACAGAAAGGGAAGAUAUGAAGACACAACUGAACCAAGAAAGAGCACAAAACGCAGAAGUAAGAAAGGAGAAUCAAAGACUGAAAAUGGAGUUAGAAAAAGAGCGACAAAGACACAAAAAUACAAAAGAGGAAAGUUAUUGUUAA